This is a messenger RNA of Clonostachys rhizophaga, 513 nucleotides long. Lineage: Eukaryota; Fungi; Ascomycota; Sordariomycetes; Hypocreales; Bionectriaceae. The record is from the annotation of a GenBank genome assembly.
AUGAAGGUUCUCGCGAUUCUGCUACUCGCGUCGCUGGCUGCCUGCAAGCCAACCCUCUACAUGAUCCGUCAUGGCGAGAAGCCUGACGAUGGUAGUGUCGGAUUGAGCCCAGAAGGCGAGCAGCGCGCACAAUGCCUGCGGACCGUCUUUGGAAGCUCGUCGCAGUAUAACAUCGGAUAUGUCAUCGCCCAAGAAUACAAGGAGAGCGGCAAGCGAAAGAGACCCUACGACACUGUCGCCCCGGUGGCCAGCGAUCUUGGCCUCGAGGUAGACACGUCUUGCGACCGUGAUGAUAGCAAAUGCGUCAAGAAACUGAUCAAGAACUACGACGGAGCUGGAAACAUUCUUCUCUGCUGGCAGCAUGGUCAGAUGAAUAACAUUCUUGAGGCGCUUGGUGCCGAGGAUAUUGAAAACUACCCCGAAGAUCGCUACGAUGUGAUUUGGACGGUGCCUUCGCCCUACGACGACAUUACCGCUGAGAACUCUGAGAACUGCCCAGGUCUUGAUUCAUAG